This is a messenger RNA of Mesocestoides corti, 789 nucleotides long. NCBI's taxonomy places the organism in Eukaryota, Metazoa, Platyhelminthes, Cestoda, Cyclophyllidea, Mesocestoididae. The record is from the annotation of a GenBank genome assembly.
AUGCAGUUACCUUUAAGACGAUCGGUAAGACCAAAAUUUCGAUUAGCUAACCAUAAUGCGGUUCCAAAGAAUUUGAUUGCGUUUGGAAUUGAUAUAAUUGCGUUUUGCUGUCCACCUCCUAGUCAUGCGAUUGAAGGGCGCGUGGUACUGGCGUUGGGAAGGGUCUGGCAUCCAGAACACCUGGUUUGCAGAAAAUGCGAGGAGAUUCUGAGCGGUGGAAGCUUCUACGAGGAGAACGGUGAGCCCCUGUGCUUUUAUCACUUCCGCAUCCUCACCCAAGAAAUCUGCCACAGCUGCCGCAACCUCCUGCCUGAAUGCCUCAUCGAGUUCGCCAACAAGCUCUACUGCCUUGAACACUUCACCUGCGAGUUGUGUGACAAGCUGCUGCUCUAUGUCGCUGCUCAGCAGACGUGGCUUCUGGUGACGCUGACGCGUUUCCUGCCUUUUGUGUUUAGCGGUCGCUUCCACAUGGUGGAUCUACGGCCUGUCUGUAAAUCCUGCUACCGCCGCCUGCCCAUUGACAUGCAGCGACACCUUCAGAAGUGGGGACGCAAGGACAAGCACCCAGUUAACAUCGGACUGCGCAACUUCAUCGACCGUCUGCUGUGCAUUUAUCCACGAUCGAGUUAUGCGAGGAAGCAGAUUCCUCUCAAUCGUGAAGCCCUGCCGUAUCUCCGCAUUAGAUGGCAUUCUUCACCUGAAACCUCCCCCUCCCCACCUAGUUUCACAAACCGACUUCAAGAUCACCAUUCCCCAUCCAUGGUCUGCAUUGUUUCUCAUAGCCAUUAA